AUGUCUGUUCCCAACGGCAAGCCCAUUGCGGGCGCCGAUGGUACUAUAUCCACUAGACCGCUUGUCAUUCAAGCGGGGACGGAAAGGAUUUCCUUCCCAGUUCCCGCUACAGGCAGCACCUGGAUUGCUGCUGAAGUACUUCGCGAAGAAUUCAAACACGAAUAUACUCCCCGUGAUGUGCCCCAACCCGAACAAUCUGAAGAAGAACCUACAGCAAAUUCAGCUGCAAUACUUGAAGCACAGAUCGAACUCGCAGCCGCCUUUUUGGGAUCCGUUGCGGCUAAAAUUAACGCUGAUUCGCAGUCGGCUCACGCGCGCGUCCAAGUUUUGCAGGCUAUUACCGGCCAUUUCACUUCGACGUUCUUGUCUGAACGCGAUAUCCACUCUAUUGCUGCAACUUUUGACCCCGAUGUCCGUAAAUCGGUUCUUACCUCGUACUUUUUGGCCAUCAAUGCGCUUGAGGUACACGAUCCCAGACAUGUCCCCCGCCAGCCCCGAUCUGCACUCUUCGAGGCAGCUGUGUUAGGCAAAGCCGAAAUUUAUGCGCUUUUUGGAGGUCAGGGCACCAAUGAAGUAUAUUUUGACGAACUCAGGUCGCUCUAUGAGAUCUAUAGGCCUCCCUCCAUCGAGUACCUCGCAUCUGUUCCCGUUUCCCUCCCUGUAAUUGGGCUCACUCAGCUCGUACAAUAUCUCGUUGUAGCCUCAGCCACUGCACUCACACCCGGUGAGCUCCGAGACCGCCUCAAGGGUGCUACUGGACACUCCCAAGGGAUCCUUUCCGCAGUCGUCGCUGCUACUUCCACCGACCUCGAAUCUUUCUCCAAAAAUUCUGCCAAGGCUCUCCGAUGGCUAUUGUGGGUCGGCGCUCGUGGGCAGGAGGCCUUCCCGGUCCUCGCAGUUGAGCCAAGUAUCGUCAAGGAUUCUGUUGAUGGAGGUGAGGGUGUACCUUCGCCCAUGCUUAGCGUGACCGGCCUUCCUCUUGCCGCCCUCGAGAAACAUAUUACUGGGGUAAACAAACAUCUACCAAAGAACUCACAGCUCGGGGUCUCCCUUCACAAUGGAUCGCGUGCAUUUGUCGUUACUGGGCCACCUCGCGCGCUGUACGGCCUUGUUACCGCACUGCGUAAGGUUCGUGCUCCUAGCGGACUCGACCAGAGUAAAGUUCCCUUUUCGCAACGCAAGGCUGUCUUCAACGUCAGGUUCUUGGUUGUUGGCGUACCAUACCACUCACAUUACCUUGACGGUGCCACGGAAAAAGUUUUAGCAGACCUUGGUGAGGAACUCUGGGAUGUAAAGGAAUUAGGAAUCGCGGUAUAUCACACCGAAACUGGCGCCGACCUCAGGGAACUUUCUACUUCACUUACCCGCUCACUCUGCGAACAGGUUUUCUCGCUCCAUAUUCAUUGGACAAAGGCCACAGCCUUCCCAGAUUCUGCAACUCAUGCCAUUGACUUUGGACCCGGAGGGUUGAGUGGUAUCGGAUCUUUGACGGCCCGUGGACUGGAUGGUCGUGGUGUUCGUGUAGUCAUUGUAGGCGAGAAGGGUAAGAAUGGUGCCGAAGUCUACGAUUCAACCAACGUGAGGAUCGAGAGCUGGUGGUCCAAGAAAUGGACUCCUGGUCUUGUCAAAACUAGUCCAACUCGACACCCCAUUCUCUCGGUUGCUUGGAAAACCCCUAUCAUGGUUGCGGGCAUGACUCCUACUACUGUCAAGGCCGGCUUCGUCUCUGCCGUGCUCCGCGCUGGUUACCACGUCGAACUUGCUGGCGGUGGACAUUAUAACGCCGCUGCGCUCCGUGCCAAAGUUGCCGAAAUUCAGGCUCAAAUUCCAGCUGGUGUUGGCCUUACUCUCAAUGCUCUAUACAUCAACCAGCGCCAAUUUGGCUUCCAAUUCCCUCUCUGGCAAGAAAUGCGCCGCGAGGGCCUCCCAGUUGAAGGUUUCUGUGUUGCUGCUGGUAUUCCGAGCACCGAGAAGGCCAAGGAAAUCAUCGACGCACUCAGUGCGGCAGGAAUCCGACAUGUCUCUUUCAAGCCCGGGUCCGUCGACGGCAUCCGUCAAGUUGUCAACAUUGCUUCCCGACACCCCAACUUCCCCAUUAUCCUUCAGUGGACCGGCGGCCGGGCCGGAGGACAUCAUUCGUGCGAGGACUUCCACCAGCCCAUCCUUCAGACCUACGGUGCCAUCAGACAGCAGGCCAAUAUUGCUCUUGUUGCUGGUUCUGGGUUUGGUGGAGCCGAGGAUGUCUGGCCUUACAUGAGCGGAGAGUGGAGUGCUCAAUUUGAUGCACAACCUAUGCCAUUCGACGGUGUACUGUUUGCGAGCCGUGUUAUGGUCGCCAAAGAGGCGCACACGAGCAAGAGCGUCAAAGAUUUGAUCGUCGCCGCGGCUGGUGUGGAUGAUUCCAAGUGGGAGGGCACAUAUGCUAAGGAAACCGGUGGUAUCCUCACUGUGCAAUCCGAAUUAGGCGAGCCAAUUCACAAGGUCGCUACUCGUGGUGUCAAGUUAUGGAAGGAAUUCGACGAUACUGUCUUCAAGCUACCCAAGGAGAAGCGCGCUGCCUGGCUGGCGCAAAACAAGGACAUGGUUAUCGAGAAGCUAAACAAGGACUUUGCGAAGCCCUGGUUCGCGCAAAAGGGCGAUGGCCGUGUUGCGGGAGAUAUUGCUGAUAUGACUUACGAGGAAGUUGUGCGUCGCAUGGUUCGAUUGAUGUACGUCGAGCACCAGACUCGUUGGGUUGAUCGCUCGCUCCGUAAUCUUGUGGGCGACUGGCUCCGUCGCGUUGAAGAGCGCUUCGCAGGAGGAGACGUCCGCCGUUCCGAAUCCAUAUUGCAGUCUUUUACCGAGCUCGAUGUUCCUCAGAAAUUCUUGGAUGAAUUCUUCAACACGUAUCCUUUGGCGAGCGAGCAACUCCUUUCUGCCGAAGACAAGGCCUACUUCUUGGCCAUCUCACAACGACCCGGACAGAAACCAGUACCAUUUAUCCCCAUUUUAGACGCCAGCUUUGAGGUCUGGUUCAAGAAGGAUUCUCUCUGGGCCGCAGAAGAUAUCGAGGCCGUCUUUGACCAGGAUCCCCAGCGUGUAUGCAUUUUGCAGGGUCCUGUUGCAGUCAAGCACGCUAAGGUCGCGGACGAACCUAUUCAAGAUAUGCUCGACAGUGUCGCAUCCGGCCUUGUUUCCAAAUUCCUCGAAAAGUACUACGGCGGCGAUGAAUCCAAGGUUCCCACUAUCGAUUACAUUGGGGCGCCACCCGCCUCAGAACCAGUUGGAGUUGCUGAGAAGUAUGGUAUCAAGAUUGAGGAAACCGAAUCCGGGGCAAAGCUUACACUAGGCCAGUCUCUACCUCCUCUGUCCGCAUGGAUGGAAUUGCUCGCAGGCCCCAAAGUCUCCUGGCUUCGCGCCGCUCUUACUUCCGUCAAUAUUAUACAAGGUGGAUCUUACAUCGAUAAUCCUUUCAAGCGUAUCUUUGCUCCUCGUCGGGGACAGGUUAUUUCCAUCCAACUGAAGAACGAUCGGCCUUCCCAAAUCAUCGUAAACGGCGCUGCCCGAUCCCAUGGCGUUCAUGACCCCAAUUUCAAGGCCCUCGAACUCACAUUUGAUCCUUCCUCUUCUCGUAUUUCUCUCACUAUCUUCGAAGAGCGUACCGGCUCGAGCAUCCCUCUCCAACUUGCCUUUGAUUACAAACCCAGUAUGGGCUACGCUCCUAUCCAUGAAGUCAGCGACGGUCGCAACUGGCGCAUCAAGGAAUUCUACUGGAAGCUGUGGUUCGGCGAUAACGAAGCACUUCCCGAGAUCGACAUCCGAGAUACGUUCGUCGGACCUGAGGUCACUAUUACUGCGGAAGACGUUGAGCGAUUCUGUGCUGUUGUCGGUAACCAAGGGGAGCAAUUCAAGUCUGCUCGUAAUGAGCGCGUACAAGCCCCAAUGGAUUUCGCCAUUGUCACUGGCUGGCAGGCUAUCAUGCGCUCGAUCUUCCCCAAAGCUGUUGAUGGCGACCUUUUGAAGCUUGUUCACCUUUCGAACGGAUUUAAGAUGGUCGAGGGCGCUACACCUCUGUUGGUCGGCGAUGUUUGCAAAGCUGAAGCUCGCAUUGCGUCCGUAAUCAAUAGCGACAGCGGCAAGACUGUCAAGGUUACCGGGUUCGUGCUGCGUGAAGGCAAGCCAGUUAUUGAAGUAUCAUCAUCGUUCCUCUACCGUGGCACAUUUACCGACUACCAAAACACGUUCGAGAUUGUUGAGGAGCCGGAAUACGUUGUCAAGAUCGAUUCAGCUGUCGAUGUCGGUGUUUUGAGCUCCAAGGAGUGGUUCGAGUGGGACAACGAUUCUGAGCCGCUCAAGCCAGGCACCACUUUGAUCUUCAAGGUGAAGAGCGAGUAUAAGUACAAGGCCAAGGCCACCUAUUCUUCCGUAGCUGUAGCCACCAUAUCAUAUUCCACCGGCCAUGCCCACGGCAACCUCGUACUUUCCUAUCUUUCACGGCACGGUGAAGUCCAAGGCGAUGUCAAGAAGCUCGAAGGAAAUGGCUAUAGUCUCACAUCUUCCGCUGUUUCGUCUUCAUUCAUUGCUCCAGCUACCAACGAGCCCUACUCUAAGACCUCUGGCGACUACAAUCCUAUUCACAUCAACCCCUACUUCUCCGACUAUGCCGUUCUUCCUGGCACUAUUACUCAUGGCAUGUGGUCUAGUGCUGCGACCCGCAAGUAUGUCGAAAACGUUGUUGCACAAGGCAAGCCGGAGCGAGUCCUCCAAUACGACGUUUCCUUUGUUGGAAUGGUCCUCCCAGGCGAUGAGUUAGCCGUUAAGCUUACGCACUACGGAAUGCGCGACGGAAACUUGGCAAUUAAGGUCGAGACCAGCAACCAGCGUGGUCAACGCGUACUAAGCGGUACAGCCGAGGUGGCCCAAGUACCUACCGUUUACGUCUUCACUGGACAAGGCUCCCAAGAACCAGGUAUGGGUAUGGAGCUGUACAACAACUCACCUGCCGCUCGCGCUGUUUGGGAGGCUGCCGAUGCUCAUCUGCUCGCCGUCUAUGGGAUCUCGAUCGUCGACAUUGUCAAGAAUAACCCCAAAGAGAAGACGAUCCACUUUGGUGGUAUCAAGGGCCAAGCAAUCCGCCAACGUUACAUGUCCAUGUCCUACGAUACUACCGAUAAGGACGGCAAUGUCAAGACUCUCCCCCUCUUCGCCGAUAUCAACGUCCGAACCCCCCAGUACACUUUCAGUCACCCCAACGGUCUCCUGUUUGCCACUCAAUUCGCACAGAUCGCCCUGGUCGUCACUGAGAAGGCGGCCUUCGAAGAUAUGAAAUCUAAAGGACUCGUGCAAACGGACUGCGCAUUCGCCGGACACUCGCUUGGAGAGUACUCCGCUUUAGCAUCUAUCGCAGAUGUCCUUGCCAUCUCGGCUCUCGUCGAUGUCGUCUUCUACCGUGGUAUCACCAUGCAGCGUGCAGUCGAGCGUGACGAGCACAAUCGCUCCAAUUAUGCUAUGUGCGCUGUCAAUCCUAGCCGCAUUGGCAAGAGCUUCAGCGAUGCUGCUCUCCGUGAGGUUGUCGACAGUGUUUCCCAUGAGACGAAUUUGUUGUUGGAGAUUGUCAAUUUCAAUGUCGAGGGACAACAAUACGUUUGCGCCGGAGAGCUUCUUGCGCUUGAAACCCUCACCAAUGUCCUCAACUAUCUCAAGAUCAAGAAGAUUGACAUUCAACAGCUGACCGAGCAAUUCACUAUCGAGCAAGUUAAAGAAAUGCUGAAGGACAUAAUCAUGAGCUGCCUCGAGAAGGCCAAGGAGAAACAGAAAGCCGAGGGCCAUAUCAAACUUGAGCGAGGAUUCGCGACCAUCCCUCUUCCCGGUAUCGAUGUGCCGUUCCACUCGCGCUACCUUUGGGCCGGAGUCAUGCCUUUCCGUGCAUAUCUUUCAAAGAAAAUUAAUCCGCUUCAUCUUAACCCCGACCUCCUCAUCGGCAAAUACAUUCCCAAUCUCAUCGCAAAGCCAUUCGAAGUCACAAAGAACGACUGGGGCUCUCCUGAGCAACGACAGAAACUUGCAUACACAAUCCUAGUCGAACUUCUCGCGUACCAAUUUGCGUCUCCGGUCCGAUGGAUUCAGACUCAGGACUUGCUAUUCACCUACUACAACUUCGAGCGUCUUAUCGAACUUGGUCCCGGCCCCACCCUCACUGGAAUGGCCACUCGUACUCUCAAGGCCAAGUACGAAGCCGCAGAUGGGUCUGUUAGCCGUGUCCGCCAGAUCCUUUGCCAUGCCAAGAACCCCAAGGAAAUAUACUAUCAAUUCGAGGAUGAAGUCGUCGAUGCCCCCACUCAAACGGUCGUCGAGACUCCCGCCCCAGCUGCGGCCACUCCUACUCCUGUUGCAGCACCUGUUGUUGUCACUCCUGUCGCUCCCGCCGGUGGAGCCGCUGCUAUUCCUGACGAGCCUCUCAAGGCGGUUGAUACCCUCCGUGUCAUCAUUGCGCAGAAGCUCAAGAAGAAAGUCGACGAAGUGCCUAUCAGCAAAGCGAUCAAAGAUUUAGUCGGGGGCAAAUCAACUCUCCAGAACGAAAUAUUGGGAGAUCUUCAGCUCGAAUUUUCGUCCCACCAGAAAAGGGGGAGGAGCUUCCUCUUGACGACUCGGAGCAGCCUUGAGUGUGGGAUGCCCGGUGGCUUCAACAUUACUACUGCAAAGGCCCACCUUAACAAAACAUGGGGUCUUGGUCCUGCUCGCUCCGACGCCGCUCUCUUGCUGGGUGUGACUAUGGAACCGGCUAAGCGUCUGGGGUCUGAGGCUGAGGCUAAGUCCUGGCUCGAUUCGGUAGCUAGGGAGUAUGCCAACAAGCAAGCAUUACUUUGUCGUCUGGAGGCGGCGGUGGAGGUGUUCCAAGCCGAGCAACAACUCUUUGCAUCUCAACAUGUCGAGCUCUACAUGCGCUAUCUCAAGCGCGAUUCUCGAUCUGGUGCCCGCGCUUACGACGAAGAGAAGCAAAAUGCUGCCACCCUGCAAGCCAAACUCGAUGACAUUGCAAAGGAGCAUGGAGAUGCAUAUAUCCAAGGUAUCCAGCCCAUCUUCGAGCCUCUCAAGGCCCGCCAUUUCAAUUCGUCGUGGAAUUGGGUGCGACAAGAUGCGCUCUUAAUGUGGUACGACAUAAUCUUUGGUCGCCUCACCACGGUCGAUCGUGAAAUCACCUCUCGCUGCAUCGCCAUCAUGAACCAAAGGGAGACCUACGCACUUGCCAAGCAAUUUGGACAGCAACUAAUCGACAACUGCCGUGAAGUUCUUGGGCAGCCACCCUUGUACCGCGAUGUUACGUUCCCUACCGCCCCCAAGACAGAAGUCAAUCAAAAGGGUGAUAUCAUUUACUCGGAAGUUGUUCGAGAAGGUGUACGAAAACUCGAGGCUUAUGUUGAAGAAAUGGCCAGUGGUGAUAACAUUCCUGGAAAUGUCAACAUCCAGAAAGUUCACGAUGAUGUUGUCAAACUCUGGAACGUCGUUAAAUCUCAACCGGAGAUCAGUCAGGAGCAAAAGAGCCGUAUCAAGUCUCUCUACGACGGUGUUGUUCGAUCCCUCCGAAAGGGCCCCGAGUCGAAACCUUCCCGCCCAACCGCCAGGACACGCCGCGCAUCUUCUCAGUUCCUUCGUCCUCAGGUGUCGCAAGUUACCUCGCUCUCAGAUGACAAGAUUCCCCUCCUCCAUCUCAAGCGUAAAGUUGGCGGAAACUGGGAGUAUAGCAAUAAUCUGACAGGUGUAUAUCUCGAUGUCCUUCACGAAAUUGCGACUUCUGGUACUUCAUUCAAGGAUAAGAACGCACUUCUCACUGGUGUCGGAAAAGGCUCCAUCGGCGUCGAAAUUCUGAAGGGUCUUCUUCAAGGAGGCGCCCGGGUUGUUGUUACUACUUCCCGCUAUAGCCGUGCAUCCGUCGAAUACUACCAGGGAAUUUACCACCAAUGCGGUAGCCGUGACUCCUCUCUGACUGUCGUCCCCUUCAACCAAGGUUCCAAGCAAGAUGUCGAGGCACUCGUCGAUUAUGUCUACUCUAAUCUGGGCAUGGAUCUCGAUUAUAUUCUUCCUUUCGCUGCUAUUCCCGAGAACGGUCGCGAAAUCGACGGAAUUGAUGACCGCUCUGAGCUCGCACAUCGUGUCAUGUUGGUAAACCUGCUCCGCCUCCUUGGUGCUGUCAAGAACAAGAAAGCUUCCCGGCGCAUCGUUACUCGUCCAACUCAAGUUAUUCUUCCUCUUUCUCCCAACCAUGGUCUUUUCGGUAACGAUGGCUUGUACUCGGAGUCCAAGAUCUCUCUCGAGACGUUGUUCCAACGGUGGAAUUCGGAAUCCUGGGGCGAGUACCUCUGUCUAGCCGGUGCUGUCAUUGGAUGGACCCGCGGUACUGGUCUCAUGGGUGCCACGAAUAUGGUUGCACAGCAAGUUGAAUCCUAUGGAGUCCGCACAUUCUCAGCCAACGAGAUGGCUUUCAACAUCCUUGGUCUCAUGCACCCUCUUCUCUUCAGCAUUACUCAAGUCGAACCUAUUUGGGCAGACCUCAACGGUGGUAUGGAUCGCCUUGCUGACCUCGCUGAAAUCACGACCAAGAUCAGGCUCGAGAUCAACCACCAGAGUGACCUUCGCCGCGCCAUCGCCCGCGACAAUUCUGCCGACUUCAAGGUUGUCAAUGGAAGCGAAGCAGAGCGGGCUCUCCAGACCGUCACCGUUACCCCCCGUGCCAAUCAUAGAUACAACUUCCCCGAACUCGAGGCACCCGAGGCUCUCGAGCAGCUAAGCAAGCUGCAAGGCUUGGUGGACCUCGAAAAGGUCAUUGUCGUGACCGGAUUUGCCGAGGUUGGACCUUGGGGUAGCUCUCGUACUCGCUGGGAGAUGGAAGCUCGUGGCCAAUUCACGAUUGAAGGCUGCAUAGAGAUGGCAUGGAUGAUGGGCUACAUUAAGCACUUUGACGGCCGCCUGAAGAACGGCAACCUCUACGUUGGUUGGGUGGACUCGAAGAGUGGGGAUCCAGUCGAUGAUAAGGAUGUCCGUGGCAAGUACGAAAAGGAAAUCCUCGAGCACACUGGCAUUCGUCUCAUCGAGCCUGAGCUUUUCAAGGGGUACGAUCCCAAGAAGAAAGUGUUCCACCAGGAGAUCGAGCUCAAUCACGACCUCGAGCCACUCGAAGUAUCUGAAGCCGAGGCACGCAAGUUCAAGCUCGAGCAUGGGGAGAAGGUUGAUAUCUGGGCCCAAGAAUCGGGUGAAUACUUUGUUAAACUCAAGAAGGGCGCCCGUGUCCUCGUUCCCAAAGCAUUCCGUUUCGACCGUCUGGUUGCUGGACAGAUACCUACCGGAUGGGAUGCAGGGCGUUAUGGAAUUCCUCAGGACAUUAUUACUCAAACCGAUCGCACCGCGCUCUGGGCUCUCGUCUGCGCCGCCGAAGCACUCAUCAUGUCUGGUGUUACUGACCCAUACGAACUCUACAAGCAUGUCCACCCGUCUGAAGUCGGCUCUAGCUUGGGUAGUGGAAUGGGUGGAAUGCAGAGUUUAGCUGCCAUGUUCAAGGAUCGACGUGAAGAAAAGGACGUGCAAAAGGACAUUCUUCAAGAAACUUUCAUCAACACUGUCGCCGGAUGGGUCAACUUGCUCUUGCUUUCGUCUAGCGGGCCUAUCAAGAUUCCAGUCGGCGCUUGCGCUACUGCUGUCCAAUCUCUCGAGAUCGCAUGCGAUACCAUUCUAUCUGGCAAGGCUAAAGUGAUGAUUGCGGGAGGCUUUGACGAUUUCAGCGAAGAAGGCUCGUACGAGUUUGCCAACAUGAAGGCAACGAGCAACACCGACACUGAGUUUGCCAUGGGCCGCGAACCAAAUGAAUUCUCGCGCCCGACCACCAGCACUCGCGCAGGGUUUAUGGAAUCGCAAGGUGCCGGUGUGCAAGUGCUAAUGAGUGCCAAGACCGCUAUCGAAAUGGGAUGCGCAAUCCAAGGCAUUAUCGCUUUCACUUCGACGUCGACCGACAAGGCUGGCCGCUCUAUCCCUGCUCCUGGCCGUGGUGUGCUCUCCGUCGCCCGUGAAAUCACCCCGAAGCAGCCCUUGCGGAUUCUCGAUGUCGACUACCGUGUCCGCCAACUCGCGUUCCGGCGAAAGCAAAUUUCUGAAUGGAUGGAGAACGAACUCGAGGACCUGAGGGACGACCCGGACGCAGCGGAACUUGUUGCAGAAGUCGAGAGGGAGGCGGCUAGACAGGAAAAAGACGCACUCGCCACGUACGGAAUGCUCGAGGGCUCUGACCCGCGUAUCGCCCCUCUCCGCCGCGCUCUUGCCGUUUGGGGAUUGACGGCCGACGAUAUUGGUGUGAUUUCGAUUCACGGCACGAGUACCAAGGCCAACGAUCUGAACGAGCCUCAUAUCUACAAUGACAUCUUUACUGCCAUCCACGAACUCCCGGAAAUGCUGUUCCUGUUAUCGCUCAGAAGAAUCUCACUGAGCGUCAACUCGGGUAUCAUUCCUGGCAAUCGCAACGCCGACAACAUCGACCCAGCCCUGCGCGAAUUCGACUACCUCGUCUUCCCAUCGAGGUCAAUCCACACGGACGGCAUCAAAGCCGGACUGAUGACAUCCUUUGGCUUUGGCCAAGUCGGGGGCUCGGCCCUCGUCCUCCACCCGCGGUACCUCUUUGGCGCACUGAGCACAUCGGAAUACAGAGUCUACACGGAACGCAACCGCGCGCGCGCAAUGGCGAGCUACAAGGCGAUGAGCGAGAUGAUGACGACGCACAGCCUGGUCAAGAUCAAAGAGCACCCGCCGUUUGCGCCCGAGCUCGAGGCCGAGGUGUUGCUCAACCCGCUGGCGCGCACGUCGCUCGACAAGGCCGGCGAGUUUUCGUUUGCGAAAAAGCUGGACAGGUCGCCUCGGGUGGCCGAGGAGAACCGGGACGUGUUGGUCAGUGCGCUCAAGGGUGUCCAGGGCGAUUUCAAGGGCGUGGGCGUCGACCAAGGUGGGUUUUUUACUAUGUGCUCGAUGGGGGUGGUGCUCAUGGGCUCGAGGACAGAACUGAUUUCGGCCGUGCCGUCGCACAAUGCGAACUUUGUCAAGCGCAACUUUACCGAGUCGGAGAUUACCUAUUGUCGUGCGCAGCCCCAUCCCGAAGCCUCGUUUGCGGCUCGGUGGGCAGGCAAAGAGGCCGUGUUCAAGGCGCUAGGUGUCAAGUCCAAGGGCGCGGGCGCUGCGAUGUCUGAUAUCGAGAUUCUGCCCGACGGGAACGGUGUGCCUUGCGUCACGCUCCACGGAGACGCGAAAAAGGCUGCUGACGAAAAGGGGGUGGCCAAGGUGUUGGUGUCUCUGAGCCAUUCCGAGAACGUAGCUAUUGCGUUUGCGCAAGCAUCAUGA
Messenger RNA from Rhizoctonia solani, 11352 nucleotides. RefSeq names its product fatty acid synthase subunit beta. The record is from RefSeq and is a predicted model, not a curated record. Gene Ontology annotation, biological process: long-chain fatty acid biosynthetic process. Gene Ontology annotation, cellular component: fatty acid synthase complex. The coding region runs from base 1 to 11352 and encodes 3783 amino acids. Lineage: Eukaryota; Fungi; Basidiomycota; Agaricomycetes; Cantharellales; Ceratobasidiaceae. Gene Ontology annotation, molecular function: fatty acid synthase activity; magnesium ion binding; 3-oxoacyl-[acyl-carrier-protein] synthase activity. The transcript is spliced from 26 exons.